AUGAGCCUCACUGCUGACCCAGCUUUCAACGAUUUGAAGAAUCAUGUACUCAAUGUCGAAAAAGACUUGAAAAUCAAUGAUUUGUUCAAAGUGGAUGGCGAGAGAUUCCAGAAGUUCAGCCAUUUCUACAAUACUCCUGCCGGAGACAUCUUGUUCGACUUCUCCAAGCAUCGCUUGACUGAGAUCACAUUCGACAAGUUGAUGGCUUUGGCGAAAUCACGUAAAGUAGAAGAAAUGAGAAAUGCUAUGUUCUCUGGAGAAAAGAUCAACUUCACUGAGAAUCGUAGCGUUCUUCACAUUGCCUUACGUAAUCGUUCCAACGCCCCCAUCAUCAUUGAUGGAAAGGAUGUUAUGCCUGAUGUCAACAGAGUUUUGGAGCAUAUGAAAGACUUCUGCGAUCAAGUUAUUUCUGGAAAAUGGACUGGAUAUACCGGAAAGAAGAUAACCGAUGUUGUCAAUAUUGGAAUCGGUGGAUCUGACUUGGGACCAUAUAUGGUCACAGAAGGUCUUCGUCAUUACCAAGUAGGACCCAAUGUUCACUUCUGUAGCAACGUCGAUGGUACUCAUAUUGCUGAGAUCACCAAGAAGUUGAAUCCAGAAACAACUCUUUUCAUCAUAGCCUCAAAGACUUUCACUACUCAAGAAACUAUCACUAAUGCAGUAACAGCCAAAGAAUGGCUCCUCAACCAGGCUGGAGAUGGGUCUGCUGUUGCUAAACACUUCGUUGCUCUAUCUACCAAUGUACCUAAAGCAUCUGAGUUUGGUAUUGACCCUAGUAACAUGUUCGAGUUCUGGGACUGGGUAGGAGGACGUUACUCCCUCUGGUCAGCUAUUGGAUUAUCGAUUGCUAUUCACAUCGGCUUCGAUAACUUCGUUCAAAUGCUGGAAGGAGCUCACGCCGCUGAUAAGCACUUCGCCUCUGCAAGCUUGGAGAAAAAUAUUCCUGUUAUAAUGGCCAUGUUGGGAGUUCUUUACCAUAACGUCCUUGGUGCUGAAACUCAUGCUUUAUUGCCCUACGACCAAUAUCUCCAUCGAUUCGCUGCUUAUUUCCAACAAGGAGAUAUGGAGAGUAAUGGAAAGUUCGUUACCAGACAUGGUACUCGUGUUGACUACUCUACCGGUCCAAUUGUUUGGGGUGAACCAGGAACCAAUGGGCAACAUGCUUUCUAUCAGCUUAUCCACCAAGGUACUAGACUUGUACCUGCUGAUUUCAUUUGCCCCGUGAAGACUCUCAACCCAAUCAGAAAUGGUGUUCAUCAUAAGAUCUUGUUAGCAAACUUUUUGGCACAAACUGAAGCUUUGAUGACCGGAAAGAGCUCAGAAGAAGCUCGUGUUGAGUUGGAAGCUGCUGGUCACAGCGCUGAAAGCAUCGAGAAGAUUCUUCCCCAUAAAGUUUUCGAAGGUAACCGCCCAACAACUUCUAUUGUGAUGCCAGUUAUCACACCUUUCACUCUCGGAACUCUUAUUGCCCUCUAUGAACACAAGAUCUUUGUUCAAGGAGUUGUUUGGGAUAUUAACAGCUUCGAUCAAUGGGGAGUUGAACUUGGAAAGCAAUUGGCUAAGCGUAUCGAACCUGAGCUCGAGCAUGCUGGAGAUGUAACAUCCCAUGAUGCCUCAACUAAUGGAUUGAUCAACUUCAUCAAGAAAGCGUCUCAUUAA
Auanema sp. JU1783 is the source of this 1659-nucleotide messenger RNA. The record is from the annotation of a GenBank genome assembly. NCBI's taxonomy places the organism in Eukaryota, Metazoa, Nematoda, Chromadorea, Rhabditida, Rhabditidae.